GGCAUCGCUUUGCAGUACUUCAACGCAACAAAGACGAAUGCGAUGUUCUUUUAAGUGGCGGUUAUCCUUUCCCCUCCUCCACCGUGCUCCGCCGCGUAACGCAUCCCGCCGCCGCCUAUCCUCCUCGCUCUCACCUCCACCACCGCGAAUGGGGAAAAAAUCCGGCGGCGGACAGCCGGCGGCGUCCGGCCCCGACCACCCCAAGGACGAAGCCUACCUCCAGGCCGUUAUUUCCAAACGCAUCUCCACCUUCGAAUCGAUCAAAUCGGAACAAGUCGCUCACCUUCAGUCCAUCUCCGGCGACGCCAUCAAGGUUACUUUGCCAGAUGGGAGUGUGAAGGAAGGGAAGAAGUGGAUGUUGACUCCACUGGACAUAGCAAAAGGGAUUUCAAAGAGUUUGGCGGCGAAUGCUUUGAUUUCGAAGGUUAAUGGAGUGCUGUGGGACAUGUCGAGGCCACUUGAAGGCGACUGUGACCUAAAGUUAUACACAUUUGAGAGCGAUGAAGGUCGUGACACCUUUUGGCAUUCGAGUGCUCACAUUCUUGGGCAGGCUCUUGAGGUGGAAUAUGGAUGCAAGUUGUGCAUUGGGCCAUGUACUACAAGAGGGGAGGGUUUCUAUUAUGAUGCAUUUUACGGAGAACUGGGCUUAAAUGAAGACCACUUUAAACGAAUUGAGACAGGGGCAGCAAAAGCUGUUGGGGAAAAGCAGCCUUUCGAGCGUAUUGAAGUUACGAGGGAACAGGCACUGGAGAUGUUUUCUGAAAAUAAGUUUAAGAUUGAAAUCAUUAGGGAAUUACCUGAAGACAAAACUAUAACAGUAUACAGAUGUGGCCCCUUGGUUGAUCUGUGUCGCGGUCCACAUAUACCCAAUACAUCUUUCGUAAAAGCCUUAGCUUGUUUAAAGGCCUCGUCAGCAUAUUGGAGGGGAAACAAAGAUCGUGAAAGUUUGCAAAGAGUUUAUGGAAUAUCUUAUCCUGAUCAAAAGCGCUUGAAGGAAUAUAUUGCGAGGCUGGAAGAAGCAAAAAAAUACGAUCACAGAGAAUUGGGAAAGAAUCAAGAGCUUUUCUAUUUUGAUCCACUUAGUCCAGGAAGCUGUUUCUUCCUUCCGCAUGGUACAAGAAUUUACAGCAAGUUAAUGGAGUUUAUCCGAAAUCAGUAUUGGGACAGAGGAUACCAAGAGGUUAUAACACCUAACAUCUAUAACAUGCAACUCUGGGAAACAUCUGGGCAUGCGGCUAAUUACAGGGAAAAUAUGUUUCUAUUGGAGAUUGAAAAGCAAGAGUUUGGGCUUAAGCCAAUGAAUUGCCCGGGCCAUUGUAAAAUGUUUGAUCAUAGAGUUCGUUCAUACAGGGAACUUCCUCUUCGCCUGGCCGAUUUUGGAGCCUUACAUCGGAAUGAGGCCAGUGGUGCGCUAAGUGGAUUAACUCGUGUCAGGAGAUUUCAGCAGGAUGAUGCUCAUAUCUUCUGCAGGGAGUCCCAGGUGAAAGAUGAAGUCAAAAGCGCAUUAGAAUUCAUCAGUCAUGUCUAUGAGAUAUUUGGGUUCACUUUCGACCUGAAACUAUCAACGAGGCCAGAGAAGUAUCUUGGAGACUUAGCAACAUGGGAUAAAGCAGAAGCUGCUCUGACAGAAGCAUUAAAUGAGUCUGGGAAGCUGUGGGAGAUAAAUGAAGCCGAUGGUGCAUUUUAUGGGCCAAAGAUUGAUAUCAGUGUUUCUGACGCACUGAAUAGGAAAUUCCAGUGUGCAACAUUACAGUUGGACUUCCAACUUCCUUCUCGUUUCAACUUAUCAUACUCCGCCGAAGAUGAAGCUAAGAAGGAGAGACCGGUUAUGAUACACAGAGCCAUCUUAGGGUCUGUUGAGCGUAUGUUUGCUAUACUUUUGGAACACUAUAAGGGGAAAUGGCCUCUCUGGCUCAGUCCACGUCAAGCAAUUGUUUGCCCUGUUUCGGAGAAAUCUGAAGCAUAUGCGUUAAAGGUAAAAGACCAGAUUCAUCAAGCUCGGUUUUAUGUGGAUGUUGAUACAUCUGACCGAACAAUCCAGAAAAAGGUACGAGAAGCUCAGUUAGCCCAAUAUAACUACAUCUUGGUUGUUGGUGAGGCUGAAGCUGCAACCGGAGAGGUAAGCGUGCGAGUGAGAGACAAGGCCGAUUCUUCAGUAAUGAUGGUUGAGGAGGUGCUCAAUUUCUUCAGGGAAGAAGUAGCGGCUUUCCGCUAGGGUUCUGAUUUUGCAGAAGCAAAUGAAUACCCAUGAUAUGGAUGGUUGAUCACCUAUACGCGGUUAGUUGAUUAUUAUUUGUAGCAAUUCCUUGUGUUAGUGAUGAUUAUUCGAAUAUUACACUGGAUUCUUACCUGCAUUUUGAGGAAGUUCCCAACUGAUGGGAAAAAAGUCUGUGUAAAAGAUCGGUUUUCUUUAGCUUCUUUCUGAACUCGGGGCUUUUUUUGAAUUUACGAU
Molecule: messenger RNA, 2452 nt
Organism: Rhododendron vialii
Lineage: Eukaryota; Viridiplantae; Streptophyta; Magnoliopsida; Ericales; Ericaceae
Product: threonine--tRNA ligase, mitochondrial 1
Exons: 20
Coding region: 38-2215 (725 amino acids)
Biological process (GO): threonyl-tRNA aminoacylation
Cellular component (GO): cytoplasm; mitochondrion; chloroplast
Molecular function (GO): ATP binding; threonine-tRNA ligase activity
Source: RefSeq, a predicted model, not a curated record